AUGUUCUCCUUGGCUGGGAUAUUGAGUCUCCUUUCAGCUCUUGCAGCCACAAGUUACGCUCUCUCGUGUACGGUGUGUACUUCUACUACAACCACGACAUGUGCUGGAAGCAGUGUGACUUGUCCUGUAGGAUAUCAAUGUGGAUCCUCAUACACAGAAACCACGGCUGGUGGAUCUAAGGUUGCAGUACUAGUCAGGUCGUGUUUACCUUCGUCCCAAUGUAAUGUCGAAGGCAGCAUGAGCGUUCAGCUACAAAAAAUCCGGAUGGUCACUUCAUGUUGUGAAACUGAUGCCUGUAUCCCUGCUAUAUCUGACUUCCCAACACAAAGCUCUAAGCCCAAUGGAGUGACCUGCCCAUCCUGCGUAUCUGUUGGCUCUGCCUCGUGUUCUACUUCAGAUACCAUACAAUGUACAGAGGAUGAAAAGAUGUGUCUUCUCCAGACAACAGAAGUAAUGUCACGAUGCCGGCUGGCAGGAUCAACUUCACUCUCAACAGCCCUUCGAGGGUGCGCAACAAAAUCCAUCUGUGAUCUCGGCAGCCAGUCCCAAAGUGUUGGCGGUGUAACAACUGAAGUGAAGUUCAUCUGCACCAGCGGUGGAAUAAGCGUCCGUACAGUCGUCCUGACUCCGGCCAUUGUGUGUCUUCUGCUGCUGAAAUGGUUCUUCUAACUUAGCAGUUGUUUAGGAUCCUUGAAUAUAUGUGCCCAAAGAAAAGGAGAAAUAUCUGUGGUAGAGAGUAUUUUUUAUAUUUUGAUUUGUUUUAAAGGAGUACUCCGCCUACAAACAUCCAACAAUCAACGUGCAGCAUCCAGUAAUCUAAACAGAAUGUUUAGAACGCUGGGUUUCCACUGUGGGUGACGUCAUGUCACGCCACAUCCCUCUCGUGACGUCAUACCACAUCCCUACGUUCAUGUUUAUGGGAGGGGGCAUGACCGCCAUCACGCCCCCUCCGGUAGACAUGAAUGGAGAGGGCGCGGCGUGACGUCACGUCUCCCGCCGCGGAACAUACUGUUUAGAAUGGCGGGUGCUGCACAGAGAUCGCUGGGGGUCCCAGGGGCAGGACCCCUGCUAUUAGACAACUUAUCCCAAUAUCCUUUGGAGAAGGGAUAAGAUGUCUGUGGGCAGAGCACCCCUUUAAAUAAAUCUUGGCAGGAAAACACUCGGGCACGAAAGUAAAAUAACAAGUGUCUCUGGCAUCUAUUGAUUUUCACCCACUUGUAAUUUUGCCCUCAUUUUGGAAGUUGCUUUAAUUGAUAAUUGAAUAAUAAUCUGUACAAUGACCUCCUCUCCGACUUCCACAACA
Hyla sarda is the source of this 1303-nucleotide messenger RNA. Its product is annotated as phospholipase A2 inhibitor and Ly6/PLAUR domain-containing protein-like. Bases 1 to 669 code for a protein of 222 amino acids. The transcript is spliced from 5 exons. The record is from RefSeq and is a predicted model, not a curated record. Lineage: Eukaryota; Metazoa; Chordata; Amphibia; Anura; Hylidae.